Lytechinus pictus (painted urchin) is the source of this 3814-nucleotide messenger RNA. Its product is annotated as zinc finger protein 271-like. Lineage: Eukaryota; Metazoa; Echinodermata; Echinoidea; Temnopleuroida; Toxopneustidae. The record is from RefSeq and is a predicted model, not a curated record. The transcript is spliced from 5 exons. The coding region runs from base 1090 to 3726 and encodes 878 amino acids. Gene Ontology annotation, biological process: regulation of gene expression. Gene Ontology annotation, cellular component: nucleus.
AGUCUCACUCUUGGUACAGGAAAAUAUUUUUGCCUUCAGUUUGCAAGCAAGCCACCAUGUCCCUGCCAGAGAUGGAUCAGUAUCUUUUAGAUGUCCAGGUUUAUUUCACAGCCAAGGAAUGGGCAAUGUUCAGCAGUUAUGAGAGAAUUUGUAUCAAGAACGUCAAAGAAAACUAUGAGAUGGUGAACAAAGUUGGAUUACAGGUCAAUCCACCUAUGUUUAUGCAACGUCAGCAAGACAUAAAACUAGAGAUCAAAGAGGAAAAUGAUAGCGAGGAUGAGGAAAUGACGUUAGAACCUUCCCAUGUACUUGUCAAUGAUGAAAAGCCAGAUGACAUAAAGGAGAACAACUUACAUGAAGAGAGUACAAACCAUUUCACUAUUAAAGUGGAGACUGAGUAUGAUGAUGAUGGGAAUCUGCUUAAUGCUCAUGAUAUCGGAGGAGAGGGAAUCAUCGGACUAAUUCUCGCUACCCCAAAUAGCGAUUUCGCCGAGAUCCGGGAAAAAUCCCUGUAACGCGCAUUGCAUUAUGGGAUAGCUUUUCGGUAUUACAACUUCCUGUUCGGAAGUCCAAUGCACUGUUUUGCCAUUGAGAUCAACAGUGCCGUCAUCCACAACACAACGUUGCUUUCGCUCGGAAAGUUCGUGAUCACAACCCUCUCUUUCACGAUACAGUUUAACGGCCUUUUCUGCUAAAGUCACUAAUUCUGCCCGACGCUUUCCAUUGCACGGUAUUCCUCUGUCAGUUAAGAUUUUUUUAAGUUCCGAAACUGAUUUUUUAUCCAUUUUGUAAACGGAAUGAAUGCUGUAGUGUAUAUAUUUAGCGUCUAGUCGAAUACGAUCGUGAUGUCAGGCCGGUCGCUAAAUGCAAAAUUGUAAGAUAUUCAUUUUUUGUUUUAUUUUUUAUAACCAAAUAAAAACAUGAAUAAAAAUUAUUUUCACGUGAAAUAUAUAUUUUAUUUUUAUUUAUAAUUCAAAUGGAAUCAAAACUGACCAAAUUAAACAAAAUGUAUUAAAAUAUGUACAUAUUACGCUGAUUGGCAUCGAUUUCAGCGUGGUGGAAAACUCGUAUCGCGAACCUCGCGCGAGUAUGCAUUACUCUGAACCGGAAGUGGUGAUGACGACCCGACGGAGUGAAAAUUAUCUCGUCUCGCGCAUUAUGAGAUUUUUGUUCCUAUUUGGGGUAGCGAGAAUUGAAUGGAAGGACUAUGAUGAAGCUAUCCAGACACAAUCCAAUCCAGCAUCAGGUGAUGAGAGGUCAGGGGAUCUCAGGACUCAGUCAUGUGAUCAGAGGACAGAACAAACUUUGAUAGAAGUAGCUGCAGGGGGUGACCAGACUUCCAAGCAAUCAGGUGAUCUCAGAACCCAGUCAGGUGAUCUCAACUCUCAGUCAUGUGAUCAGAAGACAGAACAAACUUUGAUAGAAGUAGCUGCAGGGGGUGACCAGACUCCCAAGCAAUCAGGUGAUCUCAGAACCCAGUCAGGUGAUCUCAACUCUCAUUCAUGUGAUCAGAAGAAAGCACAAACUUUGAUAGAAGUGGCUCCAGGGGGCGACCAGACUCCAAAGCAAUCCCGCCCACCGUAUUCAAAAGUGGAGGGAAGAGAUGAUGGACAGAAUGGAACACUCUCAGAUUCUGGAAUCUACCGAUGUGAGUUCUGUGGAUCAUUCUAUGCUAUUCCUCUCAUCUUAUCAAGACAUCUCAAGUACAAACAUGGGGUUGAUAAUAUCGUCUUUCCAUCGUAUGCAUCGCAUGAAGGCUUUCUACAGAUUGUUGAUGGAGAAAUACAGAAACCUGCCUAUAAAUCGAAUGACUUUGAACUGGGUGAUGAGGGGAUUUUGAAAGAAGGAAAUGAAGUAAAUAUGACAGUUGAGUGUAAGCCACGUAUAGAUUCAUAUUUUGCAUCAUGCCAGGAAGUUAUUGACAAUGAGAAGUUCUUUGUAUGUGAUCAAUGUGGUAAGGCAUUUAGUCAAUCUUAUAAUCUCACAUUACAUAAACAAAUCCAUACAGGUGAGAAACGGUUUGUAUGUGAUCAGUGUGGUAAGGCAUUUAGUCGAUCUGGUCAUCUUGCAAGACAUAAACAAAUCCACACAGGUGAGAAGCCAUAUGUUUGUGAUCAGUGUGGUAAGGCAUUUUGUCGAUCUAGUGAACUAACAAGACAUAAACAAAUCCACACAGGUGAGAAGCCGUUUGUUUGUGAUCAAUGUGGUAAGGCAUUUUGUCGAUCUAGGGAACUAACAAGACAUAAACAAAUCCACACAGGUGAGAAGCCGUAUGUUUGUGAUCAGUGUGGUAAGGCAUUUUGUCAAUCUAGCGGUCUAACAAGACAUAAACAAAUCCACACAGGUGAGAAGCCGUAUGUUUGUGAUCAGUGUGGUAAGGCAUUUUGUCAAUCUAAUGAUCUAACAAGUCAUAAACAAAUCCACACAGGUGAGAAGCCGUAUGUUUGUGAUCAAUGUGGUAAGGCAUAUAAUCGGUCAAGUAAUCUCAGAAGACAUAAACAAGUCCACACAGGUGAGAAGCCGUAUGUUUGUGAUCAAUGUGAUAAGGCAUUUCGUCAAUCUAGCGAACUAACAAGACAUAAACGAAUCCACACAGGUGAGAAGGCGUAUGUUUGUGAUCAAUGUGGUAAGGCAUUUUGUCAAUCUAGUGAACUAACAAGACAUAAACGAAUCCACACAGGUGAGAAGCCGUAUGUUUGUGAUCAAUGUGGUAAGGCAUUUUGUCAAUCUAUUGAACUAACAAGACAUAAACGAAUCCACACAGGUGAGAAGCCUUAUGUUUGUGAUCAAUGUGGUAAGGCAUUUUGUCAAUCUAGUGUACUAACAAGACAUAAACGAAUCCACACAGGUGAGAAGCCGUAUGUUUGUGAUCAAUGUGGUAAGGCAUUUUGUCGAUCUAGUGAUCUAACAAUACAUAAACAAAUCCACACAGGUGAGAAGGCGUAUGUUUGUGAUCAAUGUGGUAAGUCAUUUUGUCAAUCUAGUAAACUAACAAGACAUAAACAAAUCCACACAGGUGAGAAGCCGUAUGUUUGUGAUCAAUGUGGUAAGGCAUUCAAUCGAUCAAGUGCUCUCAGAAUACAUAUACGAGUACAUACAGAUGUGAAUCCAUAUGUGUGUGAUCAAUGUGGUAAGGCAUUUUGUCAAUCUAGUAAUCUCAGAAGACAUAAACGAAUCCAUACAGAUGUGAAUCCCUAUGUGUGUGAUCAAUGUGGUAAGGCAUUUUGUCAAUCUAGUGAUCUAACAAGACAUAAACAAAUCCACACAGGUGAGAAGCCGUAUGUUUGUGAUCAAUGUGAUACGGCAUUUCGUCAAUCUAGGGAUCUAAGAAGACAUAAACAAAUCCACACAGGUGAGAAGCCGUAUGUUUGUGAUCAAUGUGAUAAGGCAUUUCGUCAAUCUAGGGAUCUAAGAAGACAUAAACAAAUCCACACAGGUGAGAAGCCGUAUGUUUGUGAUCAAUGUGGUAAGGCAUUUAGUCAAUCUUGUCAUCUAGUAAGACAUAAACAAAUCCACACAGGUGAGAAGCCGUAUGUUUGUGAUCAAUGUGAUAAGGCAUUUCGUCAAUCUAGUGAUCUAACAAUACAUAAACAAAUCCACACAGGUGGGAAGCUGUAUGUUUGUGAUCAAUGUGGUAAGGCAUUUUGUCAAUCUAGUGAUCUAACAAGACAUAAACGAAUCCAUUCAAGUGGAGAAACCCAUAACGAAAAUAUAGAGUAUUUCUAAAGCACCAAACCUACAUUGAUUAUGUGCUCAAGGGCCAAGGCACUGUGUGCGAUCAAUGUGGUAAGGCAUUUAAUCGAACAAGUGCUCU